GUCUUCUCUUGCGCACCUGCUACCGAGUCUUCGCCUUUUCUGCGAAGAGGCGAAAAAGGAAUUUGCUGACGAGAAGGGUCACCCAGAAAAUUACCUUGGGUCGACCCCGUCAUUCGUAAAAUUGCCGCUCCAAGAGGCACUUGUGCGUUCCAACAUUGAUCCAUACAAUGUGAGCAAUACGAAGCAAAAUUCUAGUAUGGGACGGGUAAUCACUGCAUCCUCUUUGUGGCUGACAACACACCAGGUGCCCACGCACGACGUCGUUUUUGCUCUUGCUUCCGUGCAUUGGUUCCGAGCUUGCACAGCUUAUGCUUGACUGUAUUUACCUAAGCGAUCACUGUUCCGUAAAGCGCAGCCGCUUUUUUCAAUUUCAACUAUGCUGAAUGAAUAGUUUGAACAGGAAAUGUAGGACCAGUUAGGCCAUGACUUACUCAGCCCUAGUCUUUAUGCCCGGUAUCUGAGGUUCUUCUGGAAAGAGGUCCUAAAGUUCUGUAGGUGACAAGCCUCAAGUUUCAUGCAAUCCAUCACAAGUCCGUGCGCAAUGUAGUGCGUUUGCUGGCUUCCCUCGCACGUGAAAGCUUGCUUGUGGAGUGGGUACCCAAAGAGGAGCAACCAGCCGCUGGUGCUCCAGAUGAAGAGAUUUUUCUUCGAAACAAGCUGCACGUCAUCCCGCCAGAUGCAUACGCCGGCUGGACAGAGGAAGAGUUAUGGUUGGAUAGGGGCGUAAAAUUCAUGCUGUACCGAACACGAAAGAUAAAAUCACUAGAAAUGUCUAGCUGUGGCACGAACUAGAAUGGAGAAACAAGGGAGCAUGGACGAUACCAAAACGAGACUUCGAAAAGUCAAGGGAUGACUCAUAAUUCAGGUGUUUUGUACUAGAAUCGGCGCAACGCGAAAUGAUAAAACUUUACCCCUUCAUCAUCCUUUCUACAUGCCAUGCGGGAGGACUUCUCCACUGUGCAACUGCUGGAGGACUUGGGCGGUGGCCGGAAGCUCUUCUUCGCAUCAGCGAAACUUAUGCAAAAUCCGGGCAGUACACAAGGCUUCUAGCAUGAGCAGAACUACAUUCUCCAUCUAGGUUGGGCAAGCAUCACGUUUUGCACGAACACAAGUCACAAAACAUAUUCCGACGCAGCGUCGUAUGACAAUGCUCAAUGUUCUGCCAAGUCAUCGUGGAUGGGCUCAGAAGCUACUUUUCUCGGUUUAACGGAAGCGGAACGCCCUAUUUAGCCAUCAAAGACACAUUUCUGCAUUCAGAUCUCCGCAUCUGCACCAGAACUGGUCAGAAUGUGAACCGAACAUGCAUACUUUACGUUCUUGUGAGAACUGGUGACUGCUGGCAUAGAGAGCGUUAAACACGCCUCUGUGAAUCUUCAGGUGACAACAGCUUUGGACAGGUGAUGGCCUCCUUGGAGAAUACAGAUGAACAGGCUGAGGCACAAGCAAGCUAUGUGAAAAAUGGCGACGGUCUUGUAAGGAUGUUUUCAAGAACUACAACAUGAGGCCAGUGUAGCUGCCAGCUUUGCCUGCCAUGGCGCAACGAAGAUGUUUUUCGCGCGUGAAAAAGCUCAAACUACACCUACCGAAGGACCGCGACAAAUUAAAAGCGAAUAGAUGUAGCGAUUACAAAAGCUGAAGCUCCAUUGAUUGACAUGCCCCAAUAAAGAGCGACAGACUGCGCAGCGCCUAGUCAUACAUGAAGCCCUUGCUUCCAAGAAGGGAAAAUAGUAUGAUGGAUCAAAGUGUCUAAGUACAGAAAACACGCGUAUACCUGUCUUUCCUACGGUAAUCCAUUGUUCACUGACACUCUGCAAUUGUAGUGAC
This is a messenger RNA of Amoebophrya sp. A25, 1824 nucleotides long. The record is from the annotation of a GenBank genome assembly. NCBI's taxonomy places the organism in Eukaryota, Dinophyceae, Syndiniales, Amoebophryaceae.